Rhodamnia argentea is the source of this 1334-nucleotide messenger RNA. Its product is annotated as methionine aminotransferase-like. Gene Ontology annotation, cellular component: cytoplasm. NCBI's taxonomy places the organism in Eukaryota, Viridiplantae, Streptophyta, Magnoliopsida, Myrtales, Myrtaceae. Gene Ontology annotation, biological process: biosynthetic process. The record is from RefSeq and is a predicted model, not a curated record. Bases 57 to 1277 code for a protein of 406 amino acids. Gene Ontology annotation, molecular function: pyridoxal phosphate binding; L-kynurenine:2-oxoglutarate transaminase activity. The transcript has 9 exons.
CGUGGGUGCCUGGGAGCGACCGUGACGCGAGGAUAAGGCGAAGCGCGAAGGUGAAUAUGAAGGAGAAGCUAUCGGCGGUCGCCAAGACAUUCUCUCCGUCGCCAAUUCAACAGCUGUCUCAUCUCGCUCAACGCUGCAACGUCAUCAACCUCGCCGAGGGCUUCCCCGAUUUCCCCGCGCCUUCCCACCUCAAGAGCGCGGCCGUCUCCGCCAUCAACUCCGACUUCAACCAGUACAGGCAUGUGCAAGGGAUCUGCGACCGUCUGGCCAAGAUAGCGAAGGACAUGCACGGUCUUGAAGUCGACCCCCUCACUGAUAUCGCCAUUUGCUGCGGUCAAACCGAGGCUUUUGCUGCUGCUAUCUUUUCCGUAAUCGACACAGGUGACGAAGUUAUACUGUUUGAUCCUUCCUAUGAGGCAUACGAUGCUUGCAUCUCCAUGGCUGGUGGAGUGCCUGUUUAUGUGGCCCUCGACCCACCUCAUUGGACUUUGGACAGUGAAAAAUUCCUAAAGUCCUUCACCAGCAGAACAAAAGCUGUGGUAUUAAACAGUCCCCAUAAUCCAACUGGAAAAGUCUUCAACAAGGAUGAGCUUGAAGUGAUUGCUACAGCUUGCUGCACAAAUGAUUGCCUGGUUAUCACAGAUGAAGUGUAUGAACACAUUACAUAUGACAAGACAAAACAUAUAUCCCUCGCUGCUCUUCAAGGAAUGCCGGAGAGGACAAUAAUUACUUCUUCGCUGUCGAAAACCUUCAGUGUUACAGGCUGGAGGAUUGGAUGGGCAAUUGCCCCUGCUGCCAUUGCAUCGGCCAUAAAGAACAUACAUGUCAGGAUCACAGAUUCGGCUCCAGCACCUUUCCAGGAGGCUGCCUUGACUGCUCUUGAAAGUCAGCCACAGUAUUUUGAAUCAUUGAGACAAGAUUAUGAAGUAAGAAGAGAUUUCUUAACUAAAAUUCUGGCUGAAAUUGGUUUGAGCAUUCGGUUUAAAGCUCAGGGUUCAUUCUUUAUAUUUGCGGAGAUUCCUGAGGAGUGCCUUUUGUCGGACGUUGAUUGUGUUAAAAAGCUGAUAGAAGAGGCAGGGGUGGUUGGUGUACCAGGUUGUGGAUUCUUCCACUCAAACAAACUAGUUGACGAUGGUGCUGAUAAUUUCUAUCAUAAGAGGUACAUCAGGUUUGCUUUCUGUAAAAGUGAUGAUACAUUAGCUGCUGCAGCACAAAAUCUGCGAGAGUUCAUUAGUAGAGCAGGUGCCUUUGACCGCAGUGAAAGUGUAAAGUGCUAAUCUGUCUGAAGCUGCCAGUUGAGAAUUGUAAAAUUCAUGAGCUAUAUUUUUCCAGUA